This is a messenger RNA of Cricetulus griseus (Chinese hamster), 2000 nucleotides long. The record is from RefSeq and is a predicted model, not a curated record. Lineage: Eukaryota; Metazoa; Chordata; Mammalia; Rodentia; Cricetidae.
UACCCCGCUCCGGUCGGUCCGCACCGGGUCAGAAUAGUCCAGCCUCCCGGAUCCCCGGCAGGCCCGGAAGAGUGUCCACCGCUCCUGCGCGCAAGGCAGGCGGGCGGCACAGCCAUGCUCCGCAGACUGGCCCGGGCUGCGGUCCCGGGGCUCAGGGUGCCCUGGGCGCGGUGGUCUAGGAACUGGGCGGGGGUCCCGGCCCAAGUAGUAGACCUGCGCAGCGACACGGUGACCCGGCCAGGGCCGGCCAUGAGGCGCGCCAUGGCCGAGGCGCUCGUGGGAGACGACGAUUACGGAGAAGACCCCACGGUCCACGAACUGCAGGAAAAGGCUGCGAAGCUGCUUGGGGUGGAGCGGACCCUGUUUGUGCCCACCAACACCAUGGCCAACCUCAUCUCUGUGAUGGGUCACUGCCGGCGCCGGGGUUCCCAGGUCCUCCUUGGGCAGGAAUGCCACCUCCACGUCUAUGAGCAGGGCGGGGUGGCUCAGAUUGCCGGGGUGCACUCCCAGCCCCUCCCAGACAUGCCCCAUGGCACCUUGGACCUGAAUGAGCUGGAGAGAGCACUCACUCGGGGCUUUGGGAGUUCCUACCAUCCAGUCUGCGAGCUCGUGUGCCUGGAGAAUACACACAGCAGCGCCGGGGGCCGGGUCCUCUCCAUCGACUACCUCCGCCAGGUGCACCUCUUGGCCCACAUGCAUGGAGCUCGGGUCCACCUGGAUGGGGCACGGCUGAUGAAUGCAGCUGUGGCUCUGUGUGUGCCCCCUGCUCGCCUCGUGGAGCACUGUGACUCUGUGUCCUUCUGCUUCUCUAAGGGCCUCGGUGCACCAGUGGGGGCUCUGCUUGGGGGAGCCAAGGACUUCAUUGAAGAAGCCUGGCGCCUCCGCAAAGCCCUGGGUGGAGGCAUGCGGCAGGCUGGCGUACUGGCUGCGGCUGCCCUGGUGGGCCUGGCUGAGGCAGAGGAGGUGCUGCCAAGGGACCACGAGAAUGCCCAGAGAUUUGCUAAAGGACUCCAGGACCUGGCAUCACCCAUUUGUUCUGUGGAUCCUGUCACUGUGGAGACCAACAUAGUGCUGGUGCAGGUGGCUGGGCUGCCUCCCGCAGAGCUGUGCCAGCGUCUACAGGCUGUGAGCGCUGAGGAGGUGGCUCAGACUGGCUGUGCCGUGAGCGUGUUGCUGUUUCCCUGGACAGAACACUCCGUGCGGGUUGUGUGGCACCGAGACGUGUCUGCUCAGGACACGGAACUGGCCCUGAGGAAGUGGGAGUUUGUGCUGAGACAGUUGAGGCCCUGAGGUCAGGGAACCAGGGAUCCUGUGACCCUCUUAGGAUUGAAGUGGGGAGCCAUUAGCCUGGUGGAGGGUGACACCACUCAGCCUCUGCUUUCCUCCAGUGACUCUCAUGUGAUGGCCUCAUUCAGUCAGGAGUAACCGGGCACAGGCCAAGAUAAAAUGUGGCUGAAGGUCAAGAGAAGGAAAUGGGGGGCUGGAGAGAUGGCUCAGAGGUUAAAAGCACCAACUGCUCUUCCAGAGGACCUGAGUUCAAUUCCCAGCAACCACAUGGUGGCUCACAACCAUCCAUUAUGAGAUCUGGUGCUCUCUUCUGGUGUGCAGAUAGACAUGGAAGCAGAAUGUUGUAUACAUAAUAAAUAAAUAAAACGUUAAAAAAAUUUAAAAAAAGAGAGAAGGAAAUGGAAAUAGGAAACAGAUCCCCAGGCUGGGACAUGUAAUAUGGCUGCCUGGUGUGCAUCGGCCCUGGGUUCAAUCCCCAGCCCUGUAUAAACAGGUGCAGUUUAUACUAAUACUAGCAUGCUGGAGGAUUAGAAGUUCGAGGUCAUUGCCAGCUACAGAGUGUGACCCGAUCCUGGGCCACAUGAGACCCGUUCUCCAAACAAACAGAUCCUUAUGUGACGGGCAUAGUUAUUAGAGAUGGACUGUGAAAUAAAGUAUCGAAGGAGCUGUAUUGGUUACCUUUGUGUCCUGGCUAAAUAAAGACAGAAGCAACA